This is a messenger RNA of Procambarus clarkii (red swamp crayfish), 1056 nucleotides long. The record is from RefSeq and is a predicted model, not a curated record. Lineage: Eukaryota; Metazoa; Arthropoda; Malacostraca; Decapoda; Cambaridae.
AUGUGUCUCACCUUCAUGUGCCUGACCAUCGAGUGCCUCACCUUCCUGUGCCUCACCUUCGUGUUCCUCAACUUCGUGUGUCUCAACUUCGUAUUCCUCACCUUCUUGUGCGUCACCUUCGUGUGCCUUUACUUCGUUUGUCUCACUUUCUUGUGUCUCACCUUCGUGUGCCUGACCCUCGUGUGCCUCACCUUUGUGUGUCUCACCUUCGUGUACCUCACCUUCGUGAGUCUCACCUUCGUGUAUCUCACCUUCGUGUGUCUCACCUUCAUGUGCCUGACCUUCAUGUGCCUCAACUUAGUGGACCUCACCUUCGUGUGUCUCACUUUCGUGUGCCUCAUUUUCGUAUGCCUCAACUUCGUGUGUCUCAUCUUCGUGUGUCUCACCAUCAUAUGCUUCACCUUCGUGUGUCUCACCUUCAUAUGCCUGACUUUCAUGAGCCUUUCCUUCAUGGGCCUCAACUUCGUGUGCCUCAACUUCGUGUGUCUCACCUUCGUGUGUCUCACCUUCGUGUGCCACACCUUCCUGUUCCUCAACUUCUUGUGGAUCACCAUCAUGUGUCUUACCUUUAUGUGCCUGACCUUCGAGAGCCUCACGUUCGAGGGCAUCACCUUCGUGGGCCUCACAAUCUUGGGCCUAAACUUCGUGUGCCUCACCUUCGUGUGCCUCACCUUCGUGUGUAUCCCCUUCGUGUACCUCACCUUCGUGGGCCUCACUGUCGUGGGCCUCACCUUCGUGUGCCUCACCUUCGUGUGCCUCACCUUCUUGUGUCUCACCUUCGUGGUCCACACUUUCGUGUGUCUCACGUUCGUGUGCCUCAACUUCGUGUGUCUCAUGUUUGUGUGCCUCACCUUCGUGUGCCUCACCUUCGUAUGCGUCAACUUUGUUUGGUCCACAUUCGUGUGUUUCACAUUAAUGUGCCUGAUGUUCGUGUGCCUCACCUUCGUGUGCCUCAUCUUCGUGUGCCUCACCUUCAUAGGCCUCAACUUCGUGUGCCUCACCUUCAUAGGCCUCAACUUCGUGUGCCGCACCUUCGUUUGCCUAACCUUCGUUUGA